Messenger RNA from Ceratina calcarata, 736 nucleotides. It is a transcript of the gene CSP3, whose product is annotated as chemosensory protein 3. NCBI's taxonomy places the organism in Eukaryota, Metazoa, Arthropoda, Insecta, Hymenoptera, Apidae. The transcript is spliced from 3 exons. The record is from RefSeq and is a predicted model, not a curated record. The coding region runs from base 111 to 503 and encodes 130 amino acids.
ACCUUGAACCUCUACGAUUUAAUCCUACCACCGGAGGCUGGGCAUAUAUAAAUGCCGUCAGUCGGAUCAUUUCUAGAAUUACAUUUAAUCGCAGCUAACACGUAACAGUCAUGAAAACUACGGUGUUGUGUUUGCUCGUCUUGGUGGCUGUCGCUUAUGUGGCAGCUCGUCCAAAAGACGAAUACACGAGUAAGUUCGACAAUAUUGACGUGGACCAAAUUCUACAUAGCGAUCGCCUGCUCACUAAUUAUUUUAAGUGUUUGAUGGACGAGGGGAGAUGCACUUCGGAAGGAGCUGAGCUGAAGAAAACGUUGCCUGACGCUCUGGAGACCGAGUGCAGCAAAUGUUCCGAGAAACACAAGGAGGUGGUCAAGAAGGUGAUCAAGUUCUUGGUGAAGGAGAAGCCAGAAAUGUGGGACAAACUCGCGAACAAGUACGAUCCUGAUAGGAAAUACAGAACUAAAUUCGAAAACCAAGCGAAGGAGCUCGGCGUGUCCGUUUAAACUCACCUAAGACACGGAAGGAUUGCGCGAGGUGCGAAGCCGAGGAUAAAUCUGAAUGCUCUUUCGGAUAAAAUAAUUCGCACCUAUACUGAACGCGGGCUAUGCAGCGAUAAUUAAGAAACUUUUUGUAACACGACUGAGUGCGAAGUAAACGGGAAAACGAAUUCGACGUGGCAGUCAGCGUAAUUGUAUGAGAUAGAUGAAGAGAUGAAUAAAAAUGAUGUUGAAUCGCA